Molecule: messenger RNA, 2581 nt
Organism: Purpureocillium takamizusanense
Lineage: Eukaryota; Fungi; Ascomycota; Sordariomycetes; Hypocreales; Ophiocordycipitaceae
Exons: 2
Coding region: 416-1264 (282 amino acids)
Biological process (GO): fungal-type cell wall organization
Cellular component (GO): plasma membrane; cell cortex of cell tip
Source: RefSeq, a predicted model, not a curated record
CCGGGGCCGGGCGCCUCCAACCACCACCACCACCACUGCCGGUAGUUCCAUCCAUGACGACGUUUGCUCCGACGUAGUGACAGCUUCCGUCCUUGGGAUUCCUUCACCACUCCCCGUCUUGUCAUCCAAUGACGCUGUGGUGCCGUCACCAUCUCUAGCAGCCUCUCCGCCGCCGUCGCGCAUCCCAAUUGCUAGUAACAUCGACACACACGAGGCGGCACAGUGUCGUCACCCCCGUGUGCGACCUGCAAUCAACCUAUCGCCCCCAGCGUUUCCUCAACACCAACGGCCAAGUCACCUCGACCGACGACGGGCGCGAGGCCUGCAUUCUGCACCAUCAUCCCAAAGCUGCGACCUGCUCGUCCACCAUUGCCGUCGCCGUCGCCCUCGCCCUCGUUCGCGCCCUCGCCUCGCCAUGGCCUCCGGCCCCAACACCCGCCGCAACACGGCCAUUGCGGCGUCGGUGCUCUACUUCCUCACCAUCCCCUUCCUCAUCCUCGUCCUCAUCGGCAACACGAGGAUGUCGUCGUCCGUCCUGACCGACAUCUACUUCUUCAAGCUCGACGUCUCGCAAAUCAUUCCCAUCGCCGUCGCCAACUCGAACCUGCUCAACUCGGUCGCCAGGAGCCUCGGCCUGCACGACUUUUACUCGGUCGGCCUGUGGAACUUUUGCGAGGGCUACAAUGACGAAGGCGUCACAUACUGCUCCACGCCCACCCAGUUCUACUGGUUCAACCCCGUCGAGAUCCUCGUCAGCGAGCUCCUCGCCGGCGCCAAGAUCGCCCUGCCCUCGCAGGUCGAGACCAUCCUCACCCUGCUGAGGAUCGGCUCCCAGGUCAUGUACGGCUGCUUCAUGGCCGGCACCGUCGUCAACUUCGUCCUGAUAUUCGCCUCCCCCCUCGUCAUCCGCACCCGCUGGUUCACCCUCCUCUUCGGCGCCAUCGCCCUGGGCUCCGCCGUCGUCCUCGUCGUCGCCGCCGUCAUCGCCACCGUCAUCAGCGUCGCCGCCAAGAUCGCCCUCACCGCGCAGGACCAGCUCAACCUCCAGGCCGUCAUCGGCGUCAAGAUGUUCGUCUUCAUGUGGAUCGGCGCCGUCUUCACCGUCGUCGCCUUCCUGCUCCACGCCGGCAUGGCGUGCUGCUGCAAGCCCAACAGGGCCCCUCGGCACUCCGAGUCGCACAGGGACAGCUCCGAGGAGAAGCCUUCCAAGGUGGCCCUGCCCAGCUUUGUGCGUCGGAGGAGGGGUGCCGCGGCUGCGUCAUGAAGACCCGCCACCUCGCGUUGCGUGACGACUAAGUCAAUCUGUUGGGAUAGAACCAGGGUCGUGCUUUGCGCCCUGGAUGCUUGGUAAUGGGGAUAGACGGAACUUGGAAGCGAUUUGGGCAUGUUUAUGCCAAACACAUGGUCAUAGACGGAGUCAAGGGAUCGAAGAGAUACAAAAGAAAUUACUAAUUGUAGUACAGUUGUACAUGUCCAAUCGAGGUAUGCAAAACUCGACGCCAGACGCCAAUGAUGACGAUGACCAAACCCUUCAACUCUCCAAGUCCCGCCAAAAAAAAUCCAAAAAUCAAAAAUCAAAAAUCCAAACUGACGAAACGCCGUUCCCCCGAAUCCCCCAAACCCCCGGAACCCCGUCUCCGCAAUGUUCCCACCAUCUCCCGUCUGUCUCCUCCCCCGUCGCCAUCACAGGCCCUCAGCCUCGCCGCCCCCCUUUCCCGGCAACGUCACCUUGCCCCUCAGAGUGCCGCACUUGCGCGCCCCCAGGCACAUGUUGAUGGCCAUGCACAUGGCCUUGUGCUGGCCGCCGCUGACCGAGUCCAUGGUGAUCCAGUUGGGGUACGACUGGUCGGUGAGCGAGUCCCAGAGCACGUCGUAGAGGGUGGUCCACGCCGACUCGUUGAGGUCCGUGAUGGAGGUGACGGGGGCGAUGACCUGCCCCGUCGACUGGGUGAGGAUCCACUCCAUGUUGAAGAUGGUCGUGUCGCGGCGGGAGCGCAGGCUGGCCAGGUGCGCCAGCUCGUCCUCCAUCAUGUCGCGCACGUUGUUCUUCUCGGACCAGCGGCCGCGAAGGGGGAAGUUGCGGUCCGUGGCGAAGCCCUCGCGCCCGCCAGGGAACUUGACGGCCGGGUGGUUGUCGAGCCACGCGCUGUGGACGCGCACGAUGACGGCCGGCUUGCCCUUGCCGAUGAAGCGCUCGAGCGGCCACUUGGUCACGUCCUCGCCGUCCGGGAUGACGAUGCGGUGCUCGAGCUUCUGGAGCAGCUCGUACAAUGCGUUCAUCUCCCAGUCGUUGAGGGGUUCCCAUCCGCGGUCCGCGCUGCGCGAGUCCGGGUGCAUGUCCAGGAUGAAGAGCUCGCCGGGCGCGUCGCGGUUGAAGUCGUUGACGAUGUCGAUCAUCUCCUCGAGGCCGGCGCCGAACAUGCCCUGCCACGUGCCUUUCACCUCCGAGGCGUGGCUCUCGCGGAAGUGGUCGUGCCACCUCGUGGCGCGGACGUCGAGCACGCGGAUUCCGCCCUCGCGUAUCUGCCUCCCGAGGUCUUCCUUCUGCGUCACCGUGUUGACGCGGAUGCCGGACCCGAUG